Molecule: messenger RNA, 1358 nt
Organism: Sesamum indicum (sesame)
Lineage: Eukaryota; Viridiplantae; Streptophyta; Magnoliopsida; Lamiales; Pedaliaceae
Product: GLABROUS1 enhancer-binding protein-like
Biological process (GO): regulation of DNA-templated transcription
Cellular component (GO): nucleus
Source: RefSeq, a predicted model, not a curated record
CACACCUGUAUGUAAGUCUUCACCACACGUGAAAGACAACACUCACUCUCGUCUCAACUCUUUCUUUUAUCUCUCGAUUACACAGAGAACUUAUAUGUUUUUCUCUCUACUUUGCUCUACGAAACAAUGUCAAUAAGAGUAUUUAUAGCCAUGACUUAGAGUCUCCAAUUCAACUUGGGAUUUCUAAGUUGGACCGGGUUAUCUUUGACUUGACUUAGAGUCUCCAACUCAUCUUGGGAUUUCUAAGUUGGACCGGGUUAUCCUUGACUUGACCUAGAGUCUCCAACUCAACUUGGGAUUUCUAAGUUGGACCGGGUCAUCCUUGACUUCUUCAACAUCUUCGGCAACAUGUCAAAUCAAUCUUCACACCUUAACACCAAGAAAGCGCAACCUCAGUCCUCCUCUAAACCCUAACUGCAGCCGCCUUCAUCCUCUGAUGAGGAGGAGUCUGGAUCUGAAUCGGAGUCAGACUCGGACGAACCAGACCCGAACGUCAAGCCCGUAGCAUUCAAGCCCAUGAAAAAUGAACAGAAAUCCAAUUACGGCGCUAGGAAGUUCAGAUCCAAGCCCAUUGCUUCGGAUCUCGUAACUCCUGCUAAAUCCACCGCCGCAAAACGCCCUGCCGAAGAGAAAGAAACAGAGACUAAGGAUGCUAAGAAGUCGAAGAAAAAAGCCGAGCCCGACACUUGCGAGAAAAAGUCUACUGAUGAUUCGAAGAAAUUGCUUUUCCAAAGGCUUUGGAGUGAGGAUGACGAGAUUGUGAUUUUGAAAGGGAUGAUAGAUUAUGUGACCAAGAAGAAGUCCGAUCCGGUUACUGACUUGAAUGCUUUUCAUGAUUUUAUUAAGAAGAAUUUGCAUGUGGACGUGACUAGGACUCAAUUGCAGGAUAAGAUUAGGAGGCUGAGGAAGAAGUAUGAGAACAAUAAGAGCAAAGAGAAGGAGGGUAAGGAUAGGACCUUCUCGAAGCCACAUUAGCAGAAAGCUUACGAGUUGUCCAAGAAAAUUUGGGGGUAAUGAUGUGUGAUUAAUGAAGUACACCAGGAAAAUACCAAAAAAAAACCCUUCAUUAAGGGCAUUUUCAUCAUUUAAGUGGGAAUCCGCGUCUUUUUCAUCAGUCGGGUCGAACAAGACCCGACUUGGAUUCAUCCGCCUUUGAAGACCUGGACAAUGAUAGCCGUCCGAUCGUGGACGCUGGCCAGCAGGAUGAGGCCACGUGGUUGACAAACUCUGUCCUGUUGAGCCCUAUAUAUAGACCCAAAACGCCGUCAUUAAAGGUACCUGUUACACAUUUAUUGAGAUCGAAUCUUGAGAUAGAUGAUGGGUGUCGAAUCCACAAAAAAUAAUUCCUACGAACACUU